Molecule: messenger RNA, 1192 nt
Organism: Erinaceus europaeus (western European hedgehog)
Lineage: Eukaryota; Metazoa; Chordata; Mammalia; Eulipotyphla; Erinaceidae
Gene: SDF2
Product: stromal cell derived factor 2
Exons: 3
Coding region: 179-814 (211 amino acids)
Source: RefSeq, a predicted model, not a curated record
GGGAUCGGAAGCAACCAGGCUGCCGCGCCACUCAGGCCUCUCUAGCCAAAGGAACCAUAAAGCUUAGGCUAGAGCUUCUUCAUUUCCUCUUCUCUGUGGUUCGACCGGUGCCUUCCGGUUCCGGGGAGGAGCCGAGUUUUCUUUAAAGAGUAACUGGGGUCUCGGCGAUCCGACCAGAAUGGCGGUGGUGUCGCUGCUGUUGUUCGGAAGUUUGUGGAGUGCUGUGGGAGCGUCCGAUCUGGGUAUCGUUACUUGCGGCUCAGUAGUGAAGCUGCUCAACACGCGCCACAACGUGCGGCUCCAUUCACACGACGUGCGCUAUGGGUCAGGUAGUGGGCAGCAGUCGGUGACAGGUGUAACAUCUGUGGAUGACAGCAACAGUUACUGGAGAAUACGUGGGAAGACCUCCACAAUGUGUGAGAGAGGAACCCCCAUCAAAUGUGGCCAACCUAUCAGGUUGACACAUGUCAAUACUGGUCGAAAUCUCCAUAGUCACCACUUUACUUCACCUCUUUCUGGAAAUCAGGAAGUGAGUGCUUUUGGUGAGGAAGGUGAAGGAGAUUAUCUGGAUGACUGGACCGUGCUCUGUAACGGGCUCUACUGGAUCAGGGAUGGUGAGGUGCGGUUCAAGCAUUCUUCCACAGAGGUUCUGCUGUCCGUCACAGGAGAACAAUAUGGUCGACCCAUCAGUGGACAAAAAGAGGUGCAUGGCAUGACCCAGCCAAGCCAGAACAACUACUGGAAAGCCAUGGAAGGCAUCUUCAUGAAGCCCAGUGAGUUGUUGAAGGCAGAAGCCCACCACGCAGAGCUGUGAGUCUGGAGACUGUGAGCUGCCGUCACCACAGUGUUCAUAGACUGCUGCUGCUGACUUGCCUGGGAUCCCUGCCACAGGUUCCCUGGACAGUGGAUACGUCACCACUGCAUUGAAGAUGCAUGACAGAAAACAAUGGCUGUUUGGAAGCUUCAGCCCAACUGUUUUCCUAGACUUGGGUCAGUUUUUCUGAGUGUGGAACUGGCUGGUAAAAGAGAGAAGAUAUGUUUUAUCCAUAUAAUUAAGUAAAAACUGAGAUGUCACUCCUAAAACCGAGAAAUUUUUACUUCUCUGAAACUUGGCAUCAUGGAUUGCUCAUGUGUAUGAUUUUUAUCACUACUUUCUCCAAAAUGAUUUUUAAAAAAUGGAUUUCAUUGUUAA